UUUCCGGUUCAAAGGGGGUUACUCUGUUGUUCCUGAAUGUUCUUUCCCAUGUUUUCCAUCUCUAGCAAGAGACCAUGUCGAUACCCAGCUCCUCCUACCAGAGUUAAUCAAUGUCCUCUAUUCUCUUCCUGGCACUUGCGGUGCUGCUGCUACUCAAGGUCGCUGCGAUUGAAUUAAUCGACCCGCCUGAUGGCUAUGAAUUCGCUGUUGGCGAGCCGACAACGAUCAAAUGGAAGCCCGUUGCUUCAAACGGGACAGUGACUCUGGAGUUUAUGUGGGGGGCAGCCAUUGCCUCUGACGAUGGAGAUGUUAUAGCAUCCGAAAUCCCAGAUUCAGGGCGCUUUACCUGGACUCCGCCAGACGAUGUCAAGGACUUCGACAACUACACCAUCUGCAUAUAUCCAGACCAGCCGCCGCAGAACUUCGACUGUCUUCCGAUUUUCUCGAUUGAUGGAGCAGGCGAUUCCAAGUCCAAGACUUCUUCUUCGGCCACCCCCUCAAGCUCCCCCACCAGCACGCCCGAGCCGACACCGAGCGAAGAUUCGAAUCUGGAUGAAACGAGUAACGGCCUAACAACAGCAGCCAAAGCCGGUAUUGGUAUUGGCGGCGGAGUUGGUGUUGUUGUUGUAGUAGUAGUGGUCUUUAUUGGCUUUUGCUGCAUGAGGCGUCGCAAACAGACCACGCCUGGAGAUCAGUCCUUUCCCCUUACCUCGAAUCCUAAUCCAAGCAUGACGAAGAAUGCGCAUGGAUCAACAAUGGAGCUGCAUUCCAACGCGUCCCGCCCAAAUGUAAAUGAGUUGGUGGGUAACAGUAUCGGUGAGCUCCAUGGGAUGCAGCAGUAUCCAACCGAGCUCUCAGGGGCUGGGCUGCGCGAAUUGGACGGUGAUAUGAGGCGCGCACAUGCACGACCUCCAAUCGAGCUUCCAACUAUGGAGCGGAGGUUUGUAUAAUGACUGCUUAGAUAUGUUAUGCUGGCUAAGUGGUGCUGGGAGUCUGUCAUUGCAAGCUGAUAUUCUCAAUAUAUUCAUACUCAUGUCAUAUCAAUGAAUGUCGUGCAUCAGCUUAACCCAUUUACAUUGUUGGUUCAUAUCCACACGAAUCGUUCGUCAUUCCAACACCUCUAUCAAGUAACAUAUCUCCAUUCAGAC
This is a messenger RNA of Aspergillus versicolor CBS 583.65, 1148 nucleotides long. RefSeq names its product GPI anchored serine-threonine rich family protein. Lineage: Eukaryota; Fungi; Ascomycota; Eurotiomycetes; Eurotiales; Aspergillaceae. The transcript has 2 exons. The record is from RefSeq and is a predicted model, not a curated record. The coding region runs from base 111 to 950 and encodes 279 amino acids.